GUCGGCGCCGGGGAUGCGACGCAGCCCGCUGUGUCUGUGCCGUGAUGUAUGUGCGUGCGUGGUGUGGUGUCCGAUCAACAGUGUGUGAGUCACUGUGAUCCGAGGUGACAAUCCAGAGACAACUGUGGGAUUCACAAUGCAAGCGAGUAGCAGAAGCCUAUCAAACGUAAUUUCAUUGGAGCUGCUGGAAAAUUAAGAAGGGCGUUCUACUAAAAAGAUGUUGUGUGAUGAAAAAUCAUUUUAUAAAUGCAAAACUGGAAAUGUUGUUGGGAAUGCAUGCGGGAAUACCUGUUCGUGUCUUUGGGUUUUUUCCCUGAAGAGGAUAUGAAAGGUGGAACUUUAUUGUGGCGUGGUCCCUAAGAAUGGCGAACCUCAGCUGUAUGGAGAGUUUAUCCAGAAGUAACCAGUGCCUCGCCGCCAAAAGCACGUCUCCCGGGGUCGCAGCCACCCUCGCCGGCGUGCUCAUCUUCACCACCGUGGCUGAUAUCGUUGGAAAUCUUCUGGUCAUCCUGUCCGUGUAUAGGAACAAGAAACUGAGGAAUGCAGGUAAUAUCUUUGUGGUGAGCCUUUCUGUUGCUGACCUGGUGGUGGCUCUGUACCCCUAUCCCCUAGCCCUGCUAGCUAUCUUCCAUAAUGGCUGGAAGAUGGGCUCCCUGCACUGCCAGCUGAGCGGGUUCGUCAUGGGACUGAGCGUCAUCGGCUCCGUCUUCAACAUCACGGCUAUCGCCAUUAACCGCUACUGCUACAUUUGCCACAGCUUUCGCUACGACUGCCUCUUUUCGCGCCGCAACACCUGUCUGUACCUGUUCCUCACCUGGAUGCUAACAGCUCUGGCAACAGUUCCCAACUUCCUCGUGGGUUCCCUCAGUUACGAGCCGCGUAUCUUCUCCUGCACGUUCACCCAGACGGCAAGCUCUUCCUACACCAUCUGCGUCGUGCUGAUACACUUUCUGGUUCCGCUGGCCGUGGUGUCUUUCUGCUACCUGCGCAUAUGGACAUUGGUGAUCAGGGUCAAAGGUCGUGUCCGGCCCAAUCCGAGGGUUAGAGCGGCACACCUGAGGAACUUCCUGACGAUGUUCGUGGUAUUCGUGCUGUUUGCCGUGUGCUGGGCACCUCUGAAUUUUAUUGGGCUUGCUGUGGCGGUUAAUCCUAAAGGUGGCCCCAAAAUCCCAGAAUGGCUGUUUGUUAUGAGCUACUUCAUGGCUUACUUCAACAGCUGUCUGAAUGCCGUGGUGUAUGGGUUGCUCAACCAAAACUUCAGGCAAGAGUACAAACAGAUUCUUCGUGCUCUCUGUACCCCAAGAGUGCUGUUCUCUCAAAGUUCAAGAUGCAACACGGAGGACGCAAAGAGUAAACCGUCACCAGCGGUGACCAAUAACAAUGUGAAGGAAGUGUGUAGGGUGGAGUGACCCAAACUCUGUUCUAGUAGAUCUCGAAGUAGAUCAGCCAAUUAGAGGCCACAGUGAAGAACCACAAUAUUACCACCUCUUUGGUGGUAAUAUUACCUCUUUGGAUUUGUGAGGCCUGUAAAACUAAUUCGAGAUUGUAGAAUGAACACAGUAUUUUGUUUCAGUGGCCUUGCAGGUUGAGAAUAUGCACUUGAGUUCCUAUAGAGAUUGUUGGAUGCCAUGGCAACCAGCACUGGAAGACAUUUUUGAUGUUUUGUGUUCUUUGUAUAUCCUUUAUGUAUGUAUUUUUGUAUAUCAGUAAUGAAUAGGAAAGAUCUUAUAAAGGAAAAUGGCCUAUAAUGGAAAACAAGACUGAUUCUUUGUACAGCACAUAAUGUUAUAUACUGUAUCUACUGUAUUCUUACGUUUUUAUUUUUGCAAUAAAAAUUAUU
Messenger RNA from Triplophysa rosa, 1840 nucleotides. RefSeq names its product melatonin receptor 1C (gene mtnr1c). The record is from RefSeq and is a predicted model, not a curated record. Gene Ontology annotation, molecular function: melatonin receptor activity. Gene Ontology annotation, biological process: G protein-coupled receptor signaling pathway. Gene Ontology annotation, cellular component: membrane. NCBI's taxonomy places the organism in Eukaryota, Metazoa, Chordata, Actinopteri, Cypriniformes, Nemacheilidae.